CAGCUCCUUCCUGGAGCAAGCCAGAAAGCGAAGGGGCAACGGCAUGGAACCCUAGAACUCGCGGGUGAGGGUUUGCGAGCGCCUGGAUGCGAUGCCGCUGGUCUUGGCGCUGGAUCUGGGAUCUCCAGGUACGCGGCGCGCCGAUUCGCGAGAGAGCGCGCUCGAUUUUGAUCCAUUUCGCUGGGGAAUCGCAGGUGCGCGGGCGCUGUGAGGGUUUCUAGGGUUUGAAUUGCAGCAGCAGCGGCCAUGAAAAACCUCCUCCGGAAGCUCCACAUUGGGAACGAUCACUACGAUCGCCUGGACGAGGAGCGCACGUCUCCGGACACCACUCCCACCGCCGCCACGGCUUCCACCUCUUCCUCGUCGUCGACGUCGCCGUCGCCGUUUGAGCAGCAGAGGCAGCAUUCGGGGUUCUCGGGGUGGCUCCGGAGGAAUUCGAGGCCUCCGACGCCGGCAGGGAAUGGGAAUCCAGGUGAAACAGGCGAAGGAGCUGCUCGAGCGCCGGUGGAUUUGGGUGCUGCCAGUAGCAUGCUCACAAUAGAUGAGCUCCAAGUGGAGGAGGAGGAGUAUCAAGUCCAGUUAGCGCUGGCUCUCAGUGCUUCCAAGAGUGAUAGUAUGGAUCCAGAGAUCGUGGAGAUCGAAGCUGCCAAGCGAAUAAGUCUGGGAUUGAGCCCUUCACCGGAUAAUCGACAGGCUGAGGUUCUAACUGGAAGAUACUGGGCUUACAACGUGCUUAACUAUGAUGACAAGGUCGUAGACGGCUUUUAUGACAUAUACGGCCUCUUUAGUCCACUCUGCUUCGAAAAGAUCCCCUCGCUCGAAGAGCUGCAGGAGACGGAAGUUUCGGAAUCGGUGAACUUCGAAGUGAUCCUUGUCAACAGAGUCAUUGACCUUGAGCUUGGGAAGCUGGAGCAGAGAGCAAUGUGUAUAUCCUCGGACUGCAGCCUUAUGGACAGAAACCCCAUCAGGAAUGGCUUGGCAAACAGGAUUGCAGAGCUGGUUGUGGAGGCCUUGGGUGGGGUCGUGGUUAGCGACAUUGACAUUCUUACGGCCUGGAAAACCAGGGGCUGGGAGUUGCGGAGCGCUUUGCAGAACGUUGUCUGGCCGUUGGGAAUGCUCGGCGUUGGUCUCGCACGGCAUCGAGCUCUGCUUUUCAAGGUUUUGGCGGAUUGUGUGAAUCUUCCAUGUCGUUUGGUCAAGGGAAACCACUAUACUGGGGUCGAAGAUGGUGUCUUGAACAUCUUAAAGGCUGACGACGGCAGGGAGUUCAUCAUUGAUCUGAUGGGGGCGCCGGGCACUCUUAUUCCACUAGAUGCAACAAUUACAUCAUAUAGUGGUUCACUAAAGGCAACAACAGCUAACAAAAAAGAAGAAAAGUUGGUCGUGGAAUCGAAAAGACAAGAGCCUGGUGGCCGCUCGAAGGAGCCUUUUCCUCGACUAACAUUAUGUACCGAUGCGUCCCAGUCCCAAAGUGGCCAUGCAGGAGGAGGAAUGGAACAAGAAAACGUAGCCGAAAGUAAGAUUGUCGCCGUGGUGGCAACGGGGACUAUUGAGGACGACGGGACUGUAAAUUCCGGCUUAGCAACUGCAAUAGUUGUUACUGAGGUUCUCAGCUGUACAGACACAGGAGCGUGUAAAUCUUCGCUUGACAACAACCGUAUUCAAAAAUCUAGUCCUGCUACUUCGAGGAAUGGGUAUGAUUCUCCGAGAAAGCGGGUCUACAGCCAGGUGCUUUUGGAAGAUGCAGCCGAAUGGGAAAUAAACUGGGAGGACAUCAAUAUCGGGGAGCGUGUUGGUAUUGGAUCUUAUGGCGAAGUGUAUCACGGGGAGUGGUCCGGCACAGAAGUCGCUGUGAAAAAGUUCCUUGACCAGGAUUUUUCGGGAGAUGCGAUGAUGGAGUUCAGAAGUGAAGUGCAAAUAAUGAGGGGACUCAAGCACCCCAAUGUUGUUCUCUUCAUGGGAGCCGUAGCCCAUCCCCCAAACCUUGCCAUCGUGACAGAAUACCUUCCCAGAGGGAGUUUAUUUAAGCUGCUUCAUCGACCGCACAAUCAACUUGACAGAAGAAGGCGUCUACAAAUGGCUCUGGAUGUGGCGGAGGGAAUGAAUUAUUUACAUAGCUGCAAACCCGUCAUAGUUCACCGUGAUUUGAAGUCUCCAAAUCUUUUGGUAGAUAGGAACUGGGUGGUCAAGGUUUGCGAUUUUGGACUGUCUCGCAUCAAGCACAGCACAUUUUUGUCAUCUAAAUCAACCGCUGGAACGCCCGAGUGGAUGGCACCGGAGGUUCUGCGCAACGAACCAUCUAACGAAAAAUCGGACGUCUUCAGCUUCGGCGUGAUACUGUGGGAGCUAGCGACGUCGCAAAAGCCUUGGCACGGGAUGAACCCCAUGCAAGUGGUCGGGGCCGUGGGUUUCCAGCACCGUCGUCUCCCCAUUCCACCAGAUGUGGACCCGAGCAUCGCGAGCAUCAUCCAAGAGUGCUGGCAGAAUGAUCCCAGCCAGAGACCAUCGUUCGAGAAGAUAUUGAACGAUUUGCAGGCUCUCCAGAGGCCCGUUCUCCAAGUAAACCAGCCGAGUAGCUUGAAGCCAAACCAUCAACUGAAGAUGCACUACCAGCAGCAGCUCCACGCAGUGCCGCUCAAAGGAGUGGCAUUCAAUGUGGAGAGCGUUGGGAGCCACGUUACUCACAUCAACGCUCUUGAGUUUGCGGUAAGAGCUCAAGUUCCAUAACGAGAAAGAAGGAAAAAAAAAAAAACGAACGAAACAAAGACUGAUAAAAAAGGGUUGGUCUUUUGCAUAAAGAACCAAGGUGCCAUAAGCAAGGGAGCGAUUUGCAAUGGCCACUGAUGGUUCUAAAAACAAUUAUAAGAGUUCUUAUAGUUUGAUAAUCAUAAGGACUUUGUGAAAUGUUUGUUUUUCCAAUGCCGUGAUCUUGUUGUAUUUUGAUGUGGCAUAUUCGGUCCCGCCAUUUUCGAAUGAUUCUCCCUCCACUGAAAAUUUAACGUUGAAGUGUCAAUCCCUGAGACUCUAUAUAAACCCCCAGCCCUCCA
Selaginella moellendorffii is the source of this 3047-nucleotide messenger RNA. RefSeq names its product probable serine/threonine-protein kinase SIS8. NCBI's taxonomy places the organism in Eukaryota, Viridiplantae, Streptophyta, Lycopodiopsida, Selaginellales, Selaginellaceae. Gene Ontology annotation, biological process: protein phosphorylation. Gene Ontology annotation, molecular function: protein kinase activity; ATP binding. The record is from RefSeq and is a predicted model, not a curated record. Bases 247 to 2727 code for a protein of 826 amino acids. The transcript has 13 exons.